AUGUAUUUGGCGCAACAAGCAAAUCUAUUAUCUCCUCAAAAUUUUUCAACACAAAAUAAUUUCAACAAUAAUUUCAAUUUAUCCAAAGCGUCUCUGUCAAAUCACUCCAUUAUGAAUAGUAAUACCGCGAUUAACAGCAAUCUCACUUUUGGGCAAUUUGGUCAAAAAACUUUCCCGGCGGUUCCAAUCGCAUACUCUGAGGAUUCAGUUUCAAAUCUAUCUUAUCCAUUCAGUAAGGAAUUUCAUGCAGAAUCAAAAACCUAUUUCGAGUCACCCAGCUACAAAAACUCUUUCUCAUGCUCGGGCUUCACCGUAGCUAACAAUAGCUUCAUGGACUCUUGCGCCAUGCAAAACGAGACUAAUAAUCAAUCAAUGAAUAAACGUCCUACGCCAAUCGGGGUUGAGCCACAAAGUUACCAAGGAAAGCAUGGCCAAGAAGUUUUCGCGCGAAAAGUUUUUGUGGGUGGUUUGCCUAUAGAUGUUAGCGAAGAGGAAGUACGACAAACUUUUAAAGUUUAUGGGAAUGUCAUCGUGGAUUGGCCUCGAAGACCAGAUGGUAACAGUAGACAUGAAGAAAUAAGAAGAUCCAUGACUGGAUAUGUUUUCUUGGUUUUUGAAGAAGAGUACUCAGUGCGGAAAUUGGUUGAUCAGUGUCAUCGUGAUAAUGACAGAUAUUACCUAUUCGUAUCUUCGCCUACGAUGAGACAGAAACCAGUUCAAGUAAGACCUUGGAAGUUAGCUGAUAUGGAAUAUAUGCUGGAUCCAUCGAUGCCAUUAGAUCCACGUCGGACUGUGUUCAUUGGGGGAGUUCCCAGGCCUACUAGAGCGAAAGAAUUAGCUGAGUGCCUGAAUAAUUUGUAUGGGUCAGUCUGUUAUGUAGGGAUUGAUAUUGACCCCGAACUGAAAUACCCGAAAGGAGCUGCAAGAGUUACAUUCUCCACCACUCAAGCUUUCAUUUCUGCAAUUUCUGGACGAUUCGUACACGUUCAUCAUGCUGAUACUCAAAAAAGAGUUGAAAUCAAACCUUAUAUAAUGGACGAUCAAAUGUGCGAUGAAUGUCAAGGAAAAAAAUGCCUGUCGCAUUAUGCUCCAUAUUUCUGCGGGGAUAUAAGUUGUUUACAAUAUUUCUGCGAAACUUGCUGGGAUCAAAUACAUUUGAAUAAUAAAAAACGUGCGGAUCACAGACCUUUAGUUAGAAUGGGAGAUCAAACUAAGGUUCUGCCAAGACCUCCUCAUCAUAACAAUAAUAAUGCUAAAGUUAAUCAGGCUGGGCGACAGUCCUACUUUUCUCGCAACAAUUAA
This is a messenger RNA of Auanema sp. JU1783, 1302 nucleotides long. NCBI's taxonomy places the organism in Eukaryota, Metazoa, Nematoda, Chromadorea, Rhabditida, Rhabditidae. The record is from the annotation of a GenBank genome assembly.